CGCAAACCUGUCAAUUACGUCAAGAUCGGACAAUUAGGCGGGAAGCUCAGAGUAUAUACGCAUAUAUCGUCGAUACUCGGCCAUUGAGAGACGCAAAAGACACGCAGUAUCAAGAAAUAAUUGUCGAGAUGAUGUCAGCAAACAUGUACGGCUUAACGGAAGGAGCGUUAGAGAAAAUCAUGAAAGGCGUAGAUGUAGACAAGCCGGUAUUUCAAAUGUUGGGUUAUAAAAAACUACCAAAUAAAGAUGGUACAAUUGGUAAUGAUCGAUAUAGAUUACUUGUUUCUGAUGGAAAAAACAUGAAUUCGUUUACAAUGUUGGCUACUCAAUUAAAUCACCUGAUAGAAAAUAAUAUUUUGACUGAAUAUGCAAUCUGCAAAGUCUCAAACUAUCAUCUGUCUUCGGUGAACAGUGGUGGCAAAGAAAAACGUGUGAUACUAAUAAUGGGUAUCGAGGUAACAACUCCUGGCAGCAAAGUUGGAUGUAAACUAGGAAAUCCAACUAAUAUAGAGAGCAAGUCAGAAGCUGAUUCAACUACAGCUGAUAAAUCUACUGGACAAACUACUGGACGUUAUCAAACUAAUGGUACAGCUCAAAGAAGCAAUUCAAAUAAUUACGGUUCUUCUGAUAUAUCUACUACACCGAUUGCAGCAUUAAGUCCUUACCAAAACAAAUGGGUGAUUAAAGUUCGUGUGACUAAUAAAUCUCCAAUCAGAACAUGGAGCAAUUCUCGUGGGGAGGGUAAAGUAUUCUCUAUGGAUCUGAUUGAUGAGAGCGGCGAAAUUCGAUGCACCGCAUUUAGAGAUAUGUGCGAUAAAUUCUAUGAUAUGCUGGAGAUUGGAAAUGUAUACUAUAUCUCCCGAUGUCAGCUGAAGGCAGCGAAUAAACAGUUCAACUCAUUAAAAAAUGAUUAUGAGAUGACAAUGACCAAUGAUACUGAGAUCGUGCCAUGUCACGAAAACAUUGAAGACAUACCGACAUUGCAAUUCAACUUUUGUUCUAUAAGUCAAGUGGAAAACAAGGAAAGGAAUGAUAUAAUAGAUGUAUUGGGCGUUGUUACAACAUUUAAUGAUGUGCAACAUAUCGUAAAGCGAAAUACUGGUCAAGAAUUUGUUAAGAGAGAUAUCAAUAUCGUCGACGACAGCAAUGCGAUGGUAAGCGUUACGCUUUGGGGAAAACAGGCCGAAGAUUUUGAUGGUUCUAAUAACCCGAUCAUAGCCAUUAAAGGAGCACGCAUUGGAGAGUUCAAUGGCGGAAAGAAUUUGUCCCUUUUAAAUUCAUCCACACUUGAAAAGGAUCCAGAUUUACCAGAAGCACAUAGAUUGCGUGGGUGGUAUACUACAGUCGGUCAUUCGGAGAAUGCUAAAUCACUAUCCAGAGUAGGUGGUGGUGGUGAUUUCAAUGCGCCAUUACACACUUUCGAGGAGGCAACCGAAGCACGGUUGGGAGAGAAACUAAAUAUCCCAGAUAGUUAUACAGUGAUGGCCACUAUAUGCUUAAUUCGCGUAGAAAAUUCUAUUUACAAGGCAUGUCCUGUAGAAAGUUGUAAGAAAAAGUUAAUUGAUCAAUCUACUGGAAUAUUCAGAUGUGAGAAGUGUAAUAGAGAUUAUCCGAAUUUUGUAUAUCGCUUGCUAGCAAGUAUGAAUAUAGCGGAUGCAACAGGCAGUCGCUGGAUAACUGCCUUCAGCGAAGAUGCCGAGAAGAUAUUAGGCAUGUCAGCGCAAGAAUUAGGAGAAUUAAAGGAGAAUGAUAAUGAAGCUUAUAUGCAAAAAUUCGGCGACGCAAACUUCAAGAGAUUCAUGUUCAGUUUGAGGGCGAAAUCAGAAGUUUUUCAGGAUGAAAUGAGAGUGAGACAUACCUGUUCAUCGGUGGCUCCGCUAAAUUAUAAGACUCAUUUGACACAUCUGAUAGACAAAGUUUCUAAGCUGGUACACAUCGAGAGACUGGAAUCUAACUGAAGAUGUCACGCAUUUUGAUACAAAUAAGCUUAUAUUUUUGAAAUUUAUAUGUGUAUUUUAAAAUACGAUUAUCUUAGUCUUAGGUAUUACAUUAUUCUUUAUUUUUAUACAGAUAAUUGUUUAUUUAUAAAUCGUCUGUUAUGCGCGAUAA
This is a messenger RNA of Camponotus floridanus (Florida carpenter ant), 2109 nucleotides long. It is a transcript of the gene RpA-70, whose product is annotated as replication protein A 70 kDa DNA-binding subunit. Gene Ontology annotation, biological process: telomere maintenance via telomerase; DNA replication; meiotic cell cycle. The record is from RefSeq and is a predicted model, not a curated record. The transcript is spliced from 13 exons. Bases 129 to 1958 code for a protein of 609 amino acids. NCBI's taxonomy places the organism in Eukaryota, Metazoa, Arthropoda, Insecta, Hymenoptera, Formicidae. Gene Ontology annotation, cellular component: nucleus; DNA replication factor A complex. Gene Ontology annotation, molecular function: damaged DNA binding; single-stranded telomeric DNA binding.